Messenger RNA from Sporothrix brasiliensis 5110, 552 nucleotides. RefSeq lists its product as uncharacterized. NCBI's taxonomy places the organism in Eukaryota, Fungi, Ascomycota, Sordariomycetes, Ophiostomatales, Ophiostomataceae. The record is from RefSeq and is a predicted model, not a curated record. Bases 1 to 552 code for a protein of 183 amino acids. The transcript has 2 exons.
AUGCAGUUCUUCACCUUCGCCGCUCUCCUGGCCUCGGCCGUCUCUGUCUCGGCCGCCACCACCUCGGCCGCCGCUCCUGUCGGCACGUCCACCUCGUCUUGCGCCGCCCAGAACAUCCUGGACGCCUGCUUGCAGACCGAGACCGACCUGUUCAACUCCUGCGGCACCAACGACUGGAACUGCAAGUGCAAUGCCUACGGUGCAAUUGUGACCUGCUACAACAACUGCCCCAGCGACCAGACCGUCGUCACCGCCAAGGGCCAGCAGCAGAUCUUCUGCGGCUACGCCAGCCAGUACCCUUCGGCGACGCCCACCGGCGCCAAGAAGACGGGCACCGCCACCACGACCGCCACCAAGGCUACCGGCACCAAAGCCGCCGCCGGUACCGGUUCCAGCACUGACUCUGGCUCCGGUGCGUCGGGCAGCGCUUCCUCGGGCACUGCUUCCGGCACUGCUAAGCCCCCCGCUGAGACCCACUCGGGUGCCGACCUGGCAAUCAAGUCGGGCAGCAUGCUGUUCGCCGUGGCCGGUAUGGCCGCUGCUCUCCUGUAA